Molecule: messenger RNA, 1027 nt
Organism: Meloidogyne enterolobii
Lineage: Eukaryota; Metazoa; Nematoda; Chromadorea; Rhabditida; Meloidogynidae
Source: the annotation of a GenBank genome assembly
UAUUUUGGGGUGGACUCGUUCUAGCAAUUAAAAACACAACCCUCACAAAGCCUCUCUUUUUCAAGAAAUUUUUAAGAAACCCUUAUAAAAAAAAUUAAAGGUAAUGUUUAUCACAACAAUGUGUUUAUCAAUGUCAAUGGCCAAUUCUUUGGCUUUAAACUUUACAGUAAUAUGCAUGCACAAAGACAGUAUAAUAAACAGUAACCUAACUACAGGCGAAGAUUCAACACAAAAAGUUUCUCGUCCAAUGUUCAACAGCGCUGAACAAGCACUCCUCUUCUCGUCUGUCCCUGUUGGAACUUUAUUGGGAACAUUGCCUAUUACACCUUUAACUUCUCGUUUUGGAAUGAGAAAAACAUUUGUUUUCUACGGGUUAAUUUCAAGUUUUGCAACUUUAUUUACUCCACUUGCUGUUAAAUUAGAUUUUGGAUUUUUAUUAAUUAUGCGUGUAUUACAGGGUAUUGCUGUCUCUAUAUGUUUUCCAGCUAGUGGUUCAAUAAUCGCUGAUUGGAGCCCUCUUCGAACUGCAGGCACUUUUAUUGCUUUUCUCUCCUGCCAUAUUCAAUUUGGCCCUAUUUUAACUAUGCCGUUGGCUGGGAAAUUGUGUGAAUCGAGUUGGGGAUGGCCAGCUUCAAUGCUAACAGCCCUUGUUUUUGGAGCAUUCUUCACUUUCUACAGAGACUCCCCACGAAUACACAGAAAUGUUUCGCGCAAAGAACUUUGUAAAAUAGAAAAAGGAAAGCCCCCAUCAGAGGCCGGGCCAGUUGCUCGUAAUGGGGAAAUCCCAUAUGCUGCUAUGUUUCGUGAUCCAGCAGUCUGGGCAAUUUUCUUUUGUGCUAUGGGAUCUACUUUUGGUUUUCACAUUUUUAUGCAAUAUGGGCCUGUUUAUUUAAAUCAAAUUAUUAAAUUUGACGUUCAACGCACAGGAUUUGCAAUGGCACUUCCUUGUAUUUUAUCUGUACUUGUUAAACUUGUUGUUGGUUCACUUAGCGAUAGGGCUAGGUUGGAAAUUAUUUUAAGAAAAUAA